Chinchilla lanigera (long-tailed chinchilla) is the source of this 2419-nucleotide messenger RNA. RefSeq lists its product as uncharacterized. Lineage: Eukaryota; Metazoa; Chordata; Mammalia; Rodentia; Chinchillidae. The record is from RefSeq and is a predicted model, not a curated record. Gene Ontology annotation, molecular function: nucleic acid binding.
CAUUUUAACCACAGAUUUGAACAUGAGGCAGGUGACUGCGAAAUUCGUUCCACCUGUUUUGACUGAGGAACAAAAGCAACAACGCUUAUCAAUUUCGUUGGAGUUGCUAGAGCGUUCUGCUUCGGAUUCUGGCUUUUUAAGGUACAUCAUCACAGGAGAUGAGACUUGGGUGUAUGGUUAUGAUCCUGAGACCAAGGUUCAGAGUUCUCAGUGGAAAUCACCCAGUGCUCCUCGAGCCAAGAAAGCACGGCAGUCAGGAUCCAACAUUAAGGUGAUGUUGAUUGUGUUUUUUGACCUUGAUGGCAUUGUGCUAGCUGAGUUUGUACCUCGGAACACUACGGUGAACUCUGAAUAUUACAAGGGCUUGUUAGAGCGCUUAAUCAACGAUGUGUGUGUAAAACGGCCUGAGAAGUGGGCAAAUGGUUUCAUCCUCCAUCAUAGCAGUGCUCCGUAUCACACAUCGCUUCUGGUGCAGCAGUUUCUGUCCGAUGAAAAUAUCACAGUGUGUCCUCAUCCACCUUAUUCCUCAGACCUGGCGCCGUGCGACUUCUGGCUCUUCCCCAAAGUCAAAAUGGCCAUGAAAGGGAAACGUUUUGAGUCAGUUCAGGACAUCAAGGAAGCUGUGACAGCGCAGCUAGACACGCUCACGAAGGAGGACUUCCAGAGCUGCUUCACAGAGUGGCAGGAACGAUGGGAUAAGUGUGUGCAGAGCGAGGGGGAGUACUUUGAGCGGGAUUAACGGCAGUGUGUCUUUUUCUGUAAUAAAUUUGUUUUAAUUUAAACAUCGUAUUUUACAAACGAGCUUCAUAACAUUUUCCUAAUUAAUAACCAUCUCAUUAUUUUCAUCAUUUUUUGUUCAUUUAUUUUAGCUACUGAUUUUUAAACAUCAUUUCUUAAAUUAUGUAUACCUCUGUUUAAAUUUUGGUUUUAUGUACUUUCAAAUGGUGUAAGAUUAUCAAAGCUGUGUUGUCCUUGUUAUAUUUAAGUUAAUCAUAUUUUAUGACCUUAGGGCUUUUAGUAUUUUUCAUAUUACCACUCUUGAAAAAUCGUGGGAGUCCUCUCUGCUCUAGUCCCACUCCUCUGAAUAAAACUUUAAGAUGAAACCAACAAUAUAUUUGUUGCCACCCUAGAAAGUUUGUUACUCGUUAUGAUUUGUGUAUUAAAAAGUGAAAAAAAAGGUAAACCAGAAUUUAUCUACUUUCAUCCUUUGAUUAACUGUUAAAAGUUGGGCAUAUAACGCAGAAUAUAAUAUGUAACAAAUAUAAUAGAGAAUAGUUCUCUUAUGAAGCUUAGAAUCAGGGAAAACUCAUAAAAAAUUGUAAUUUUUUAAAAAAUCACCACCUUGAUAACUAUUGGAAUAAUUAGAAGGUGUGAUAGUACAUUACAGGAGGGUAUCAAGUCAAAAGACCUAGUAUAGCAUCCAUGAGGAAAUUGAAACAUCAGAUCUUUAAGGGUGUUAGAGCAGAGAAAAGGCUGAGAGACUGAGAUCACUUUAUUUUCUGGAAGUGUUUGCUUUCAAGUUAAUGGCAAGUCAGUGGGACGCCUUUUGACAUUGCACAGUUAGAGUGAUCAGGUUUAGGCAUUUAAGUUUAGUGGAAGGCCUUAGUAUUCGGUUUUGAUACUUUGAUUUUGUAUUUGUUACUCUCAGCCUUCCCUGCCAUUUGGAGGUCAUGAAACCUAUCUUAAGGAGUGGUGAAAUUUGAAGCAGUUACUUUCAGAAAUUUUCUAAGAAAUAAAUUUCUUAAACUUACGCAUUUUAUCAGUGACUGGGGAGGUUGUCUGAAGUGACAGGUGGCUGAGUGCAUAUUAUCACCAGAGGCAGGCUGCCCUCGUUACUAAGCAGAGUUACAUUUUGGAUCAAGAAGAGUUAGAUCUGGAAAAAACAAAGUACCUCACAUGUCUUCUGUAGGUUCCUAAGUCCCUUUUACAGUACUGAUGAAAAAUGUCAACUCUGGAAUUGUGGAAGCAUGGGGAGAAUAACAAAGUAGCAGUGGGAAACCUCAGACUGUCUGGCUUCAGUUUUCUAAUCAGUAAGAAAAAAGAGACUAGUGUCUGCCUCUAGACACAGCUUUCUUACACUCAGAGUUUCUGCUGUGUUGCUUCCCGUUCAUUCUGUGGUCAAGACAGCUUUCACUGAUAGAGGUAUUGCUUUCAUUUGAUUGGGGCUUGUUUAGACACGUAGGUAUGUAAGCCUCCCACUCCCUUCACAUCCCUCUAUACUUUCGUCUCUUGCUAGACUUCCUACCUGCCUUGGGUCAUUCUUAUGUAUGUCCAUCUGCACAUUAAGUCUUUGAGUUCUGAAGCAAACUAGUUGUCUGUAUCAAUUAAAUAUACAAACAUUUGUACUUCCUGUAGAAGAAACUAGUCCAAUGCUUUAUUGCAUUCAUUAAAAGUACUGAAUAAAUACUAGUUGAUUUAA